Messenger RNA from Cetraspora pellucida, 969 nucleotides. NCBI's taxonomy places the organism in Eukaryota, Fungi, Glomeromycota, Glomeromycetes, Diversisporales, Gigasporaceae. The record is from the annotation of a GenBank genome assembly.
AUGAUUAUUUAUUUAAUCCCAUCUAUUAUUGGUCUUCUAUCGAUAGCUAUAGCAUUUUUUACUAAAACUUCAAUGCUUGCAUUAUUCACGAUUUUGUAUCCGUUCCUUUAUUUACUCGACCUAUAUGCACGUUAUAAACGUCAUAAAUUAGCUCAGCCAUGGCCUGCGAAAGAUAAGGUGGUCCUGAUAACUGGUGCUUCAAGUGGAAUAGGUCGAUCAUUAGCUCACUUGUUCGCAAAACAAGGUUCCACCUUAAUUUUAUGCGCUAGAAGAGAAGAUGCAUUAAUUAACGUGGCUAAUGAAUGUCGAGAUCAAUAUGGAGCGACUAAAGUAAUAACCAUUAAAUGUGAUGUUUCUGAUGAAGAUGAUGUUUCAAAAUUGAUUAAAACAGUAGAAGAUUCAUUUAAUAAAUUGGAUUGUUUAAUUUUAAAUGCUGGAGUAUCUAUGGGUGAACGGUUUGAAAGCAUUUCCGAUUAUAACAUAAUUAAAACAAUUAUGGAUAUUAACUAUUUUGGAUCAACUUAUAUCACAUAUAAAGCUUUAAAUCUUUUAAAAAAUUCUAAAGGAAGUAGAAUUGUGGUGGUUGAUUCAUUUCUUGGAAUUUGUCCCGUUCCAUUGAGAACUGGAUAUUGUGGCUCGAAAUUCGCUCUUAGAGGGUUUUUCGAAAGUUUGCAAUUUGAAAUUUGGGAGCAUGAGAUUUUUGUUGUUAUGGCUUAUCCGGAUGUUGUGAAGACUGAAAUAAAUGACAAUCGAUUAGGUAAAACUCCAUCAAGGUUGGAUAUGAAGAGUGCGAUGUCAUCGGAUGAAUGCGCAAAUAUAAUUUAUAGAGGUGUCGUAAGGGGUGAUAAGGAAAUUUUAUUUGUUGCCAGAGGAGAAUUUGCACGAUUGGCGGAAGGUGUUUUUCCAGAUGCGUGGUCUUAUUUAACAAGAAAAUACUCUUGGAAAAUAGUUGCACCUAGUAAUUCUUGA